Messenger RNA from Neospora caninum, 1800 nucleotides. RefSeq lists its product as hypothetical. The coding region runs from base 1 to 1800 and encodes 599 amino acids. The record is from RefSeq and is a predicted model, not a curated record. Lineage: Eukaryota; Apicomplexa; Conoidasida; Eucoccidiorida; Sarcocystidae. The transcript has 7 exons.
AUGCCCUCGGUAGGCGACGCGCCCGAGAUGCCGGUUCCCCCGGGCGCCUCUGCCUCUCUUGGGACUUCUCUGCCGGCCCUCUCUCCGCUGUUUUCUUCUCCGUCUGAACUCUUGUACACGUUUUCCCCCCUCGUUGUUUUGUUUGUGUGCUUCCACGCCAUAAGUUCGAAUUCCCCCUCGUCGCCGUCUCUCUCGAUUUCUGCCUCGAUUCGCGCCUUUCGCUUGCACCUGGCCGUAGUUCACCGUAGCCUUCCUUCGUCCUUCUCUCUCAAGGACCUCGUCUCCCCCGCCCUUCUAUGUCUCCUCUUGCCCUAUGUCUCCUUCUUGAUGCUGCGAGUCCUCCCCGUCUGCUUCUUGGAGCAGUCCAUCCCGCCGGGUGCCAUUGCGGUGACGUACAAAGAACUCUUCCGCUCUCCGGCGGUCUUCUCUGUGUCCCCUCCCAGUCGCGGGGAACUCGAAACCAUGAGAAAGAAGCAUGUGUUUCUCUCCCUGCUUCCCGACACAGGCGCUUUGUCGCCGCUCAUUCGCUUUCUUCUCCAUCCCUUUUACCUUUCCCAAAGUUCCGUGGUCUUCUGGCUCGGCGUUGGCCCCUUUCUUCUCUACUCGUGUGCCCAGUACAUACAGCGGGUCACUGAAGAAGAACGCGGGGGAAUGACUCUCGCGCGCCAUCGAGCGGGACCCCAGUACUCGUCUCCUCGCCUCCGUUCAGCAAUCACGAUUCUCAUUUGCGUCUACAUGCCCGCCGUCUUCAUGACGUGGCUCACAACCCAUGUUUUUCCAGGAGCUGCGGAUGGACCUCCGUUUCGGUACCUUGGAGUCGAAGGCGCAAUUUACGCUCUCGCCGCCGUCGUCUUCUUCUAUGACCCUGUGGUCCACAGCGGCAUGUUUGCGGAUCCGUCGAUCCAGUUUCCAGUUCCCCUUCACGUCCGCAACGUGACUUCCGUCCUCGUCUUUUUCCUCUUCCUCUUUUCGCCUCCUCCCGGUGACCUGUUGCUGCUUCUCUCCGGCGCGCUCUCUGCAGUGCUCGCCAUCACCGCGACCAGUCUGCCCCCCUUCUUCGGCGUCUCCGGCGCAGUGGCGGCGAUCUCUACGGUUACGUCGGCUGUCGCAUUUGGCGCACACCUCGGCGUCUCCCACACAGUCCUCUCCUCUCUGUCCUCCCUCUUCUUCAUCGACUAUGCUCCCCUGCAACAAGAGCAACAGGCUCGAUUCUCGUCCUUACAGGGAACGGAAGACACACGCUUCUCCGCCGCAGCCGCCGCAGAGGGCCCCUCAGAGGCUCUCACCUGGACAGUCGCUGGACUCGUUCUCGCCUUCGUCGGGGGAAUGGCCGUGGCAGGCGCGAUCUGGAGUUGGGCGUGCCUUGUCGAAGGAGCUGUCCACGCUGUCAGGGAUCUGGCAAGCGUGCGGGCACGGCUAACGUCUGCGGCUGUCAUGGUGGCCUUCACGUAUCUGCCUUUUUCAUUCUCGUCUCUUCCGUCUAUCGGCGCUCUUCUCUCGGAUCCUCUGCAGACCCUGCUCAGUCUGCAGUUCAACGAACCGAGUUUGUACGCGGUCACUUGCAGCGAGCGAACUGUGCUUUUGGGCUCGAUCGGUGCAAAGACAGCGGCAUUUUGGACGCCGUUUUUUGGUCUGGGAAGUCGAGGACAUAAGCUCAAGUACUUCAUCGGCCCGCUCCUCUUGUUCCUUCUCUUCGUGGGAAUGACCAGUGAGCACUGGCGUCGCAUCGGUCCGGGGUUCCUCGGCACAGUGUUUUCGCUGUAUCGCUUAUGUUCGCUCCCACGGCAGGAGGGAGUUUGA